AUGAACCAAACGUGUUUGAUGAAACUGAGUUGGAAAAUGGUGAAUAGAUCGAGUGAUCUGUGGUUCCGUGUCUUGCAAGGCUUGUAUGAGAAUAUCAAUAUUCAUGAUUUGCCUAGUUAUAGAGCUACUGAUUCCAGUAUUUGUACAAAGUGGUUUGCGGGGUCUUCUCCCAAGGAUAAUUGGUUAAUGUUGAAUGUCGACGGUGCCUGUAAGGACAGUAACAUAGCUGGCCGUAGGGGGUUGAUUAGAGAUACAGAGGGUAGAUGGUUGGGAGGUUUUGCUAAACCUCUUGGUGAUAGUAGCAUUUUUAUGGUAGAGCUUUGGGGUGUGUUUGAAGGAAUCACUCUCGCAUUAUCUCUUGGAGUUCAAAACAUCGAAAUCAAUGUGGGUUCUCUUUAUCGAAUGUUAACUUGCAGAUUAUUCCAAUAA
Vicia faba (fava bean) is the source of this 429-nucleotide messenger RNA. The record is from the annotation of a GenBank genome assembly. NCBI's taxonomy places the organism in Eukaryota, Viridiplantae, Streptophyta, Magnoliopsida, Fabales, Fabaceae.